CCCGCCUCUGCCCCUGUCCCUGCGGCCGCGCGUCCGCCGCCGCCGCCGGGUCAAUCCGUCAGUCAGUCUGUCAGUCAGUCAGUCACGGAGCGCGCGGCGCAGGAGCUGCGGGCGCUCGCUGCGUCUCCUGGGGGGGAAGGAGCGCCGCGUCUGGGGCGGAGGCUGGAGCAGCGCGAGCGGCGGUUGUCCUGCCCGGGGCCGCCGCGGUAGCCGGGGCCGCCGGAGGGCCGAGCGGCAGCCGCGAUGGAGCAGCUAUCAGAUGAAGAAGUUGACCAUGGUGCCGAAGAAGAUAGUGACAAGGAAGAUCAGGACUUGGACAAGAUGUUUGGGGCCUGGCUUGGAGAACUAGAUAAACUCACUCAGAGUUUGGAUUCUGAUAAGCCCGUAGAACCUGUGAAAAGAUCUCCUCUUCGCCAGGAAACAAACAUGGCCAAUUUUUCUUACCGCUUCUCCAUAUAUAAUCUGAAUGAAGCUCUCAGUCAGGGAGAGACUGUGGAUCUGGAUGCCCUGAUGGCCGAUCUUUGCUCUAUUGAGCAGGAGCUCAGCAGCAUUGGUUCAGGAAAUAGUAAACGUCAAGUCACAGAAGCAAAAGCUGCUCAGAAAUCACCUGCUGGCCGACAGGCGUCAAAACACGGCACCUUGAAAGGAUUACCUUCUUCAUCUAAUAGGGUCACCAAGCCUCCUCAAGCUAACUAUUCCCUGGACGACAUCACUGCGCAGCUAGAACAGGCCUCCUUGAGCAUGGAUGAGGCUGCUCAGCAGUCUGUCCUGGAGGACACGAAGCCCGUAGUAAGCAGUCAGCACCGGAGAACGGCCUCUGCAGGCACAGUGAGUGACGCCGAAGUUCGCUCUGUGAGUAACUCCUCUCGCUCCAGCAUCACCUCUGCGGCCUCCAGCAUGGACUCUUUGGAUAUUGAUAAAGUGACGCGCCCUCAAGAACUGGAUUUGACACAUCAGGGGCAGCCAAUUACUGAGGAAGAACAGGCAGCAAAAGUGAAAGCUGAGAAGAUCAGAGUUGCCCUAGAGAAAAUUAAAGAGGCACAAGUGAAAAAGCUGGUAAUUAGAGUCCACAUGUCUGAUGACAGUUCUAAAACAAUGAUGGUGGAUGAGAGACAGACAGUGAGACAGGUGCUGGACAACCUGAUGGACAAGUCCCACUGUGGUUAUAGUUUAGACUGGUCACUGGUGGAGACCGUGUCUGAAUUACAAAUGGAGAGAAUCUUUGAAGACCAUGAAAACCUGGUUGAAAAUCUUCUUAACUGGACAAGAGAUAGCCAAAACAAACUUAUAUUUAUGGAGCGUAUAGAAAAAUAUGCCCUUUUCAAAAACCCACAGAAUUAUCUUCUGGGAAAAAAGGAAACUGCUGAGAUGGCAGACAGAAACAAAGAAGUGCUGUUGGAGGAAUGUUUUUGUGGAAGUUCUGUAACUGUACCAGAGAUUGAAGGAGUACUGUGGUUGAAAGAUGAUGGCAAGAAGUCCUGGAAAAAGCGUUAUUUCCUCUUACGAGCAUCUGGUAUCUACUAUGUCCCCAAAGGAAAAGCAAAGGUCUCUCGGGAUCUGGUGUGCUUUCUCCAGUUGGAUCACGUCAAUGUUUAUUAUGGCCAGGACUAUCGGAACAAGUACAAAGCACCUACAGACUACUGUUUGGUGCUGAAGCACCCACAGAUCCAGAAGAAAUCUCAGUAUAUCAAAUACCUUUGCUGUGAUGAUGUGAGGACACUGCAUCAGUGGGUCAAUGGAAUUCGCAUUGCCAAGUAUGGGAAGCAGCUCUACGUGAACUAUCAAGAAGCCUUGAAGAGGACAGAGUCUGCUUAUGACUGGACUUCCUUAUCCAGCUCUAGCAUCAAAUCAGGAUCCAGUUCCUCCAGCAUCCCAGAGUCUCAGUCGAAUCACUCUAAUCAGUCUGAUAGUGGCGUCUCGGACACCCAGCCCGCAGGACACGUCCGUUCCCAGAGCGCCGUGAGCUCCAUCUUCUCUGAAGCCUGGAAGCGAGGCACUCAGCUGGAAGAGUCCAGCAAGGCCAGAAUGGAGUCUGUGAAUCGGCCCUACACGUCACUUGUGCCCCCUUCGUCCCCACAACCCAAGAUGGUGACCCCCUACACGGCUUCUCAGCCUUCGCCCCCUCUGCCGCCGCCCCCACCGCCGCCGCCACCCCCGCCACCGCCUCCACCCCCGCCGCCUCCCCCACUCCCCAGCCAGUCUGCGUCGUCUUCAGGCUCGGCCGCCACCAUGUUUGUCAAGUACAGCACCAUCACGAGGCUGCAGAACGCGGCUCAGCAUUCGGGGCCCCUGUUCAAGCCUCCUCCCCCGGCCUCGCAGUCGGCCAAGCCUCAGGUCCUGGUGCCCCCCAGCGGCGUUGUCCCCCCACCGCCUCCCCCUCCGCCACCCCCAACCCCCGGCUCGGCCAUGGCCCAGCUCAAGCCGGCCCCCUGCACCCCAUCCCUCCCGCAGUUCAGCCCCCCACCGCCUCCACUGAAGAUCCAUCAGGUCCAACAGGUUACUCAGGCAGCUCCUCCCACGCCCCCACCGGCUCCCGCCGUCCCCGCGACCCUCCCUCCUCAAGCACCCCCCAAACCCCAGGUGACCAUCCCGCCACCGACCAGCGCCAAGACCAGCGCGCCGCCCGCCGCCACCCAGGCCGCGCCCCCUACACCCACCCCGCCGGUCCCCCCUGCCAAAAAGCAGCCAGCUUUCCCCGCGCUUCACGGCCCGCCCGGCCCUCCGGGCCCGGUGCCCCCUCCCACACUACCCAAGCAGCAGAGCUUCUGUGUGAAGCCCCCUCCGUCUCCACUGUCGCCCGCGCCCUCGGUGGUGAAGCAGCUGGCCAGCCAGUUCCCCCCGCCCCCGGGGGACCCCCAGCCCUCGAAGCCCGCAGCCCCACAGUCCCCCCCUGCAGUGAAAGCAAAGCCUAAGUGGCAGCCGAGCUCCGCCCCGGCCCCUUCUCCCGACUUCCCGCCUCCCCCGCCGGAAAGCAGCCUGGUGUUCCCGCCGCCGCCCCCGCCCCCACAGACCCCGGCCCCACCGCCGCCGCCCCCGCCCCCGCCCCCACCCGGGCCACCCACAGCCUCUCCCGUCCCGGACAGAAGCGGAUCUCCGGGCAAGAAGAGCAGCAAGACCUCCAGCCCCGGGGGGAAGAAGCCGCCCCCGACCCCCCAGCGCAACUCCAGCAUUAAGUCCGGCGCUGGCGCGGAGCCGCCCGAGCCCAAGCGGCCCUCAGUGGACAGUCUGGUCAGCAAGUUCGCCUCGGCCGCGGAGCCGGGCCCUCCGGCAGCACCCCCGAAGCCGGGGAAGCUCAACCUCUCCGGGGUGCACCUUCCCGGGGCCCUGCAGCAGGGCGGCGCGCCCGCCAGAGCCCCGGCCCUGGGCGCGCGCAAAGACUCGGCCGCGGAGUUCCCGUCCCCUCCCUCGGACUCCGACUUCCCGCCGCCUCCCCCCGAAACUGAGCUGCCUCUGCCCCCGAUAGAGAUCCCCGCCGUGUUCUCGGGGAGCACCUCGCCCAAAGUGGCCGUCGUCAACCCGCAGCCGCAGCCGCAGCCGUGGGCCAAGUCGUCGGCCAAGCGGGCCCCUCCGCCCACGCGGCCCAGGCGGAACGACAGCACGCGCCUCACGCAGGCCGAGGGCGCCGAGCCGCCCCCGACGGCCGCGGUCUUGCCCCAAGUGCCCACCUCGCCCAAGGCCAGCCUUAGCGUGCAGCCCGCCUUCCUGGCCGACCUCAACAGGACCCUGCAGAGGAAGUCCGUCACCCGGCACGGCUCACUGUCGUCCUCCCGCGCGUCCCGAGCAGAACCCACGGCCACCAUGGAUGACAUGGCCUUGCCCCCGCCACCCCCCGAGCUGCUGACUGAUCCACAGAAGGCUGGCUACGGAGGCAGCCACAUAUCGGGCUAUGCGACCCUGCGGAGGGGACCCCCUCCCGCGCCCCCCAAGAGAGACCAGAGCACCAAGCUCUCGAGAGACUGGUAGCCACCGUGGGACUCCGUGUCCUUGGUAGCCGUAGUCAGUUCUACAAUCAGCUCACUGCGUGCCUGUGGACUCGGGUGUGCAGAGGCUCCUGGUGUGAUGUUAUUCAGGUAGUGUCCGGCUGUGCAUGUGUGCGCGCACACACACAUGGCUAGAAAUAGAUUCUGUGUGUAUGUAUGUAUGUAUACAUAUGUGUAUAUAGCGCGCGCUGAGAGAGAGUCUAUUUCUUUCUUUUCUCUCCUAGUCUGAAAAGCGAGUUUCGUGUAUUUUGGUUUGAAGAGGCAUGGAAAGGGGCUCUGUGUGCUGUCCUGUGAUUUCUUUGAUCUGUCAUACGGAUUGGACCAAAAACUAACUGACAUAGAAGGUCUCUUGCAAGCGUCUGUCCGAGCGCGGCCUCUCUGUGCAUGUUGUGGAUUAUGUAACCGAGGAGUAGGUGUGCAGUGUGCUGUUCCUCGCUCGGAGAGGCCCCCAGGUGGCUGGUGGAGCUGUAGGGCUGCUGUGUUUCCCCCAUCGCCGGAGCUUAGAAUGAUGUGGCUGACGCUUCGUUACUGAACGUGAAGGGCACUUUAAUGCAGGAGAACCUCUCAGCUUCCCAGAACAGGUGCACAGAGCAGGAGGGAAGUUUUCAGGGUGCGUGUGGUUGUGCAUACAAGCAAACCCAUGGUGUAACUCAGCUGCUGCAGGUGCACGGGUCCUUUCUCAGGAGGGGCUUUGGGUGCAGCACAUGCGUGGCGUAGGCCUGCAGCCCUGCUCGGUUCCUUCCCAGCACCGCUUUGCGAAGCCUCACAGCGUCAGCAGCCCCAUGUCACGGUCCAUGUUCUGAUUCACUAUGAGAAUGUGCAACACAGUAACCCCGGUCUGCUGCGUCCCAGCGCGUCCUUGGUCACUGGUGCACACCUUAGCUGGCUGCUGCUGUUGGGUAUCCUAGACUAUGCCCAGCAGGACAGAGUCGGGACAAACAAAAUCACCUCCUGAAAUGCCAGCCUUUGUGUGUACCGCCCUCUGAAAGGGGAAGGGUGGUAAGACAGAUGAGUACAAAAUGGGCUCUGGACAGAAGUCGCAUCAGGGUGGCCGUGGGCUGCAGCAUGUCGUACAGGGAAGGGGGUAAGUGCGGGCUGUCAGGGGAGAGCAGAGUUUGACAAGUUCGUCCGCAGGCACUAGAGCUCCUGGGACCUUUGCCGGUUGCGGCCUGGUUGUGACUUGUCUAGGUUCCCAGGUGUUCUGAUGGAGCAGGGCAGGGCUGUCCCAGCACAGUGAGUGACCUCACAGACGCCCGUGCGGGGCGCGGGGCCGGAAGCAGCGCCCAGUGGCACACGAGACUGUGUGGUGCCGCCAGGCUUUUUUCCCUAUGAAUUUUCCUUGGUACAUGAGGGAAGAGGGCACUGCCUUGCCGGCUUACCAUGAUGAACUGACAGGAAUAAAAUGCAGUCCUAGCACUGCCCUUCAACAAGGUUCAAAAGGGCCAUGCCAGCAACUGGAAGUGAGCACGUCUUGUCCUGAGCACCUGUGCCUGUUGGAGUAAGGAUGGGGGGGCGGGGGGGAUGCCGGCGAAGUGGGGCAGAGAUGGCAGAGGGCGAGCAGGCGGGAGUGGUGCUGCGUGCCCAGGGAGUGAGGGCCGGCGAGAGGUGGCCAUGGUUGUGCAGCGGGAAGGGCAGCCCUGCUUCUGGAAGGCACUAACUUUCCGAGUGGCAGCAGAGUUCUGGUGCCCACAGCCCCGGGAAGUGGCCGCGCACUGCCCGCGCUGUUCAUUUCCGCACGCACAGCAUGGGUGACCUGUGCGUACAGAUGGCCAGGCUCCUCUGUGACCGGCGAUCUCCUGGUCUUCUGCCUGCAGCUGAGGACCACCAGUGUCGUGGGGAGGGGCUGACGACAGGGAGUCCUCUUCUCGAGAUAGCCGUCUCUUGAGUUUCGAGUUCAGUGUGUGGUUGUGGGGCUUAAUUUUUUUAGCACGAAAGUGACAACUUAAGCUUUCCUUGAAGGAAAAAAGGAAAUUGUGUGCCCCUGACCUUGCACUGGUGAUCUGAGUGUCUGUUCUAGUGUGGGAUUUCCUGUCUGUGCCAGUCCCGACAGCCACCCUGAACCGGGGCUUGUGCGGCUUCCUGGGCGAGCUGGCGGCCUUCUGAGCACCAGUGACGCCUCGCGGAGCGCGGCGCAGGAGCGAUGUCACUCACGGCCCAGUGGCUUGGCCGGCAGCGGCUGUUUCCCCUUACAUUUCUCCAAAGAGCUGUUGAAUUUUUACUAAAUGUGAAACUGAACCAAAAAAAAAUGUUAGAUUAUGCUCCUCGUGUGUUACUUCCUAGUGGUUUUUCUUUAAUUUGGAUGUUUGUUGGGAUGCGGGUUUUUUGUUUGGUUCGUCUUUUUUAAAACAUUGAUUUAUUUGAAAGGCAGACAGAGAUCUUCACCCACUGGUUUACUCCCCAGAUGCUGGGCCAGGCUGAAGCCAGAGCCAGGCACUCUCUCUGGGCCUCGCCGCCUGGUGGCAGGGACCGGGGAUGUGGACCAUCUUCCACUGCCCUCCCAGGUGCAUUAGCAGGAAGCUGGAUUCGAAGAGCAGCCGGGACCCAGAGCGGCACUCAGGUGUGGGAUGCCAGCUCUCCAGUGGUGGUGAGCCUGGUGGGAGGCAGUUCAGGGAGAGCCCUGCGCUCCGUAGCGCUCUUCGCUUGUGGGAGCGCCCGCUGCCACGUGAGCCUGGUGCUAAGCCUCUUUCACUGCCACUCUGCUGGGCUUCUUCAGGCCCAAGGAGACGGGGACAGGGGACAAGGCCAUGCUGACAAAGUGCAGUGACACCCUUCAUUUUUACUAUAAAUAAUUUGAAAAUUGGCCCACUCUAUGCCUAAAAGUUUUGGCAUCAGCUCUGAAGGGCAGCAGUACCUGUUCUUGGUUAGUAGAACAGCUUACUUCAGGUUCAUGGUGCUAACGUAAUUAUUAGACUAUUCCAUAUUCAUUGUAGAACCAACUGGGCUAUUCAAGCAAAUUUAAAUACUGUUUUUCUUCAGUGGUAAUUCUCACUUGGGCAGAACUUGAAGUUUAUACAAAUAACCACUUAACUGUAAAUGAGGCUUUUAAACAUUUCUGGAACUGUUUACAGUGAGGAAGACUGCGUUAGGGAAUGAGUGCCGCCUGCACCGUUGUGCUGCACACGCCUCGGCCUCCAGGUGCUCCGCCCACUGGGCUUCUGCUUCUCCCUACAAACAGUGCUGAGUGGAUCCAACAAAACUGGGGUACAGCGAUUCUGACAGAGUGCCAGCUGUUAGGAGGCAGGUUAGGAGGGCCUGCGUAUUCGGUCUAAGUGUCGGACGCCAGCAUUCUGGAGAACACACACUGCCAGUAAGCCUCGGUCCAGGGUGUACGGUUCGGAGUUAGUCUGGACAGGAUUCCAGCUAACGGUGUGGGCUGGUUUGAUCUGACUGCCACCUUGCUCCUCAGCUAAAAGCAAUUUUAUAUUACAAACACAAGGUAAUUCUAAAACAAGAAACCCAUUGCUAUUAAUAUGUCACCAAACUUUGACAUCAACUCAGAGCUAACAGAUGUGUAACUGGUGUAAUCAGACGUUACUCCAGGCGAGGCCAGGGAAGCCCCAGUGACCUUGGAUGACUGUGUGGUGACUGCUCGCAGUAGCACGGGCUCACACUCUGAAUGAUGAGAAGGUGACUCUCUCUUUAAAACAAAACUCCCUUAGACUGCAGGUGGUUUUGGCACUUUUUGUUUUGUCCACUGCAUUAUUUGUAUAAACGAGGCAGGGUAUCCCUGUCCCUGUAGAAUGUGUGACCUCUCACAGAGACUGGAUCCAAAGAGAACUGCAGGUAGAACGAAAUUAAACAUCCCACUGUCUCUUGAGAUGUUCACUUUGAAAUCCAGUGAGAACAUUUCUACACUUUUCCCAGACUAUCCUGCAAAUAAAAAGUGCUCAGUUCUUAUUGUGCCCUUGUCUAUGUGUACAAGAAACCUGAAAUCUAGCUGCAGAAUCAAUUCCAAAUAAAGAUAAGCAAAACAUACUUGGUAACAUUAGGAGAAAAACAAAACCUCUGAUUGGUUUGCUCUUGUAAACCGUUUCCAGGAGAAAACCCUUGCUGUAAUCCCCAGUGCCUUGAACUCUUGGAGGAACAGCAUCACACACACAUGCACACACACGCGCGCCCGCGUGCACACACACACUCACUCACACUCUGAGGUGCUUACUAAAGCAAAGGCAGACGAGUGUCCUGAUAGGAAUGGAAGGAGUGCCGGUCCUACAGGAGAGGGUUUCAUCACUGAAAUGAGGUCUGGCUGCUUUUCUACCAAAGACACGGGGAGAAGGGCCUGGGGGCGCAGCGCCCGAGACGGGACUGUGUUGACAACAGGCGGCUUCCAGUCGCAGGCUCCCGGCUUCUGAAGCCUCAGCCUCUUCCCAGGCAGCAGAACAUGUCUGCAGCACUUAGGGGACAAUGAAAUGAAACAGACCUACCUUCUGGAACCGUCCCUUGUUCGUUAAGUUUAUUGUAACCUGAUACCAAAAACUGCCACUUGUCAUGACUGUCCACCUCCUGAAUUUUUUUUUCUUCUUGUAAAUAAUCCUUCUAGAAAAUAAGCAUUAACUGGAAUGUUUCAAAUGAAUUUACUUAAGUUCUAUUUGAGUCACUAGUGAACUCUUACAGAGAUGUACAUUUAAGGUAAAAUACCAUUAGCUUGUGCUCAGUGUUGUAAAAACGUUGUUUACUGUUUUAAAGGAAAGUUGCACAUUAACUGGGGUUGCCCCUGCCUCUGUUCUUGCCCUACUUCUUUAAAAAAUGGAGUCAAAGCUUACACUGACUUCCAGGAUGUGCCAGCUUUGCCAUAAAUAGAUUCAGUGUAGAAAUAUACUUUUCUAAAGCAUGAAAAAGACAAACUGAACUGUUACACAGAGGACAUUAUUCAAAGGAUUAUGCACAGCUCAGUGAAGAGGUUCACUUUUUUCUCAGCUUUGUUGCUAUUCUCCUCUGCAUCAAUAUAUGCUGUCAUUUCAUUAUGUGCCUUGCUCCCUGAUUGUGCAAAGCUAUAGAGAGAGAUAUAUAGAGAGAUAUAUAUGAGAGAUUCAGUACUACUGAUCAUGUUCUGCUGGAUGAAGUUAUUUUCCAAGUGAACUCUUGCCAGUUACUGUCAGUAAACUAUUGUAAUGGCUUAGGGCAGUGUUGUACAGUCAGCUAAAUUUGUUUUUCAGUUACAUGUUUGCAUUUUGUCAGCUUCCCCAGUCAUUGAUGAUAAUAAACCAACACCAACCAACCAUAGAUUCUCAUUCAGAUGGUGUGUGUGGAUUGGCACCAUUAAGAACCUGGUUUUGCUUCAUGUUGGGGUACCCAAAAUAUAAGUUGUACAAUAAGAACAAACUAAGUGUGAAGGUGGAUAAACUAGUUUGAUGUGUUCAACCUGUUAAAGGAUAGUUUAGUUUAUACCAACAAACUGGGGAGCUUGGGCCAUUAAAUAUAUUAGCAAUUAAGAAGUAAUAAUAGCUUAAAAUUUUCUUUAAAUAAAGUACAACUAGUAAAAAGUAGUACAAAAAAGGGAUGUUUUGUUUCAGCGUUCUGGAGUCAUGGUAUGUGUUGGGCUGCCAGCUUCGACGUAUGUGUCUGUGUGUGCUCCACUCUGUCUACAAACCAUGUUACCAUUUCCCCAAAAUGGAAACCAUCACUCUCACCAGCUGCCAGUCCUGUCUGGUUUUGAGAACUACGCCUGCACUUUGGCCUCAGAGGAAAAGGGUCUGUGCAGUAAACACAGACUGAAAAGAGGAUGGAAUUAGGGCUUAGACCCCCUCCACAAAUCCACAAAGCAUUUCAGCCAAAUGUGUAAUUCCAACAUAACCCAAAAAGAGCCAAGUAAGGCUAACAGCAGACUGGCUAUUGAACUAGCUGUUCCCUUGCCUAAGACUCCUCCUAGUCUUGCUUUUUAAGAUGGAAGUGGCAUUAUCCAGGUAUUCCAAAGGAUUCUGUCAGCUGAGGACAUCCAAGGAUAAAGGUACAGGGGAGGGGGGACUGAAACAUUCUUGGAGUUCGUGGGAGCACGGCUGUGGGCCCAGAGUCACUCAGAUAUAACACCAGAAAACUCUGAGCCAACAACAGGACAGUCUUGUUAGUUUUCUUUCAGUCACAACUUGGACCAUCUGCAGUACUUUUGUCACUCCCAUUUUCAGUGUUAGGAACACACUGACACAGAGAAUUCAGAUGUAGUUGGGGGAAAGUGGGAAGAAGGCAGUUCAUAGUUAGGGCAACUGGAGGAGAGAAAACGUGACAGGUCAUCCUUACCGCAAGCUCAACAUUUUAAUGCUAUCCCAAACCACCUAGAUGGUACUUACGAUAAAUAAUCUCAUAAGACAACUGAAUAUACUUUGUGGGAUUUUUAUUUAGGUCAAGUUCUUAGUACACAGCAAUAAUCCCAAAUACAAUUAAAAAAUUAAAAAGUGAAUGUUCCCCCACUCAUCUGGAGGUGGUUUAAUGGCACACACAAGAAACAUUACUGGCAACUGCUCCCUCAAGUUUUCCUGAAUGAAUGGAUUUUGCUCAAUACCAGCUCUCCCUCUGGGAGCUAAAAAGCACAACUGGCCAGAUCACAAUUGUUGACAUUCUUUUUUGUAAACCAUUUUCUUAAGAAAAAAGGUACAUGGACAGAAGUAUGAUUAAAAACUGCUUUUCCACAGAUUUCUGAAGUUGCAAAAGAGGUUUCAUUUUAAUGUGAAAAUAAUUUUUUUUUU
Messenger RNA from Oryctolagus cuniculus (rabbit), 10660 nucleotides. Lineage: Eukaryota; Metazoa; Chordata; Mammalia; Lagomorpha; Leporidae. The record is from RefSeq and is a predicted model, not a curated record.